This is a messenger RNA of Trifolium pratense (red clover), 1395 nucleotides long. RefSeq names its product mRNA decay activator protein ZFP36-like. The transcript is spliced from 4 exons. The coding region runs from base 167 to 1174 and encodes 335 amino acids. Lineage: Eukaryota; Viridiplantae; Streptophyta; Magnoliopsida; Fabales; Fabaceae. Gene Ontology annotation, molecular function: mRNA binding; metal ion binding. The record is from RefSeq and is a predicted model, not a curated record.
CGUUCAUAGCUAUUGUGUUCCCCCGCAAACUAUAAAUAAGAGAUUUCUCUCAGAACAACACACACUUCAAAAGCAACAACUUUUUCUCUUCUUCAUCUUCUUUCACUCUCCAACUUUUUCUCUGCACUAACCGCAAUGAAUCGCCAUUUUCGUACUUGAUUAGGUUAUGGAAAACGCGAUGAGCAACGUCAAGAAGAAGGUUUCGAAGAUGAGGACUUUGAACGAGAAUGUUCCACCGAUGCAGAUCGAGUUGGAUGAUAUGAGAGGACGAUAUCUCCAAUCAAAGACGAUGAGUCCAGGUUUUCAAUCGUACGCCGAGAACAUCGACUUCGGUUCGCCGCCGCCGCUCGCACGAUACUUCUACGCCGGUUCUCCACUUUCCGGUAAAUCCAGUAACUCCUUCAAUUCUCCAAUUUUCGGCGCGAGCAAGUAUAGGUCUCUAAAAAUGCAGCAGUACUCCGGCGGCGGCACUAGUUCAGGGAACAGUAGCUUCGGUUCUCGCGGUAGAUUACCUCUCUCGCCGCUUUCUUCAAUUGAGAAUUUUGAGAAAAAGUCACCGCCGAUCUACAGAACGCCGGUGAAAGGUGACGAGGAAGUUUUUGUGAUGGAUGAUAUUCAGGUGAGGCCAAUGUCCGGAGGAAAGAGCGGAAGAUCUUCAUCAUCAUCUUCUUCCGGUAGAGGUUCUUCUUCGUCGUCGACGAAGAGUUUGUUUAAGACUGAUAUUUGCAGAGCGUGGGAAGAUUCUGGAAACUGUCGCUAUAACUCCAAAUGCCAGUUUGCCCACGGAAGAGAGGAGCUUCAUCCAAGUCGUCUCAGCAUGAAGCGUAAAUCUGAGGGACAGAUGGGAAGACAAUCUGCUAGACAAGGAUCCUGGUCAUUUAGCCCAAAUAGCGACCCUGUUCACAAACCUGCUGAAGUAGCUGAAGCUGAACAUGCAGUCAGAAGACUCCCAAUUUCACAACCAACUUCACCUGAACCUCAUUGUUCCCCUGCCAGUUCCAACACCAUCAGUGAUUGGUCACCACUGGAUGAUGGCAUUGAAGUUGUCCUCCCAAAUGGUUCAGGUAGAGAUCCCUCUAGGGAGGAAGUUGAAGCAUACAUUUUGGGCACUCUCAAUCAGCGGACUACUAAAUGGAGACUACCAGUUUUUGAUGCAAUUUGCAAGGUGCAGUAAUCCCUGUGACUAGCAAAAGGACUCCUCACUGCUCUCAAAACCAUAAUUUUUUCUCUAUUAUUUGAAUAAUGUUCCCCUCUUAAAUAAAUACAAUCAUAGCUGGGUGUCUGCUAACUAAUAUCAUGUGACAGUUGAUGGCUAGAUUACUAGUUUUGUGCAUAUAUGUCAGUAUAAUGACAUUUUUACUAGAAAGGCAAAACCAGCAAUGAUUUGAUUGAGAA